UUGGGUCUAAGAACUUGUCAUCUCUCAGAGAGUCUCCAGUUUCAUAUGACAAGCCGGCAAAUCCCUUGACCAGGUAGGAUCAGAAUUUACGAAUAUCCCAAAGAAAAGAGACAACUUGGGUCUGGUAUUGGCAACAAUUAUUUCAAUGAAUCGGAGGAAAGUUGGGUCUGAUCUUGGGUGAGUGAGGAUGUCCCAAGCUGAAGUGUCCUAUAGCUGUGGGUCUUGUGCAUACCCUCUGAACUUGUCAUCUUUAAAUCGUUUGACCUCUGGUUCUGGCAUUGGCUCUGAGUAUCAAAAGUCCGUCAAGAAAGGUUUUAUUUCAUUCCUCACAGUUGAUCUUAGUCGGUUCACGCAGGUUGAUGAGGUAAACUGUUUUCCUGUCUCUUGGGGUCGUUAUCGUUCAAAGACUAAACUCCUCUGCCGUAAAUGUGGGGUUCAUAUUGGUUAUGGUUAUGGAGACUCUUCUGUUCUUUGUGGUUUUGACUCUCCCAACUCAUCUACUUCAGCUUACAGAAAGUUCACUGUAAAAAUACGAGCUCUACAGCCUUCUGAAGAGUGCUAAGAUGCAACCUACUUGUAG
This is a messenger RNA of Prunus mume (Japanese apricot), 580 nucleotides long. RefSeq lists its product as uncharacterized. NCBI's taxonomy places the organism in Eukaryota, Viridiplantae, Streptophyta, Magnoliopsida, Rosales, Rosaceae. The record is from RefSeq and is a predicted model, not a curated record.